Acanthocheilonema viteae is the source of this 1410-nucleotide messenger RNA. NCBI's taxonomy places the organism in Eukaryota, Metazoa, Nematoda, Chromadorea, Rhabditida, Onchocercidae. The record is from the annotation of a GenBank genome assembly.
AUGCGAAUACAAUUUCUAUUGAUUAUUCAAAUCUUUAUUAUUUGCAGUAGCAGUGAAACGACAUUACGUCUAAGAUUAAACCAGAAAUGUUCGACAUUCAUAGCUUCAGUUAUGAAAAAAGGGUUGCAAAAUGAGAUGAUGAAAAUAUCGUCGAUAUCCCCACAGAAAAUACCGUUUGGAUCGGGAUAUGCUGAUGUAGAAGGAAUGAGAGUGGAAUCAUUUGAAAGUCCUGAUAUUAGCAUCUUUCCGGCCGCUCCAGAUGGUUUCGUCUUGAGUACCAACGGUGGCUCUGUCACAAUAAGCGGUUCCUCGAGUGCUACAUAUACAUUUCUUUGGACUAUGUAUUUUCGGAGUAAUUGGUCAAUUAAAAUGGAUGGUAUCAAAGUGUCCACGCGGAUAAAUCUGGUAUCACAAAACGGAAAACUUCAGCUAAAUUUUAAAGAAUGCCAAUUAAAAGUUGAAAAUAUAAAUUUGAGAUUAUAUGGAGGAAUAGGAGCGUGGAUUGCAAAUCAUUUCACAGGUGGAGCUGAAAAGAAUAUCAGAAAAUCUUUGAAAAAAACGAUUUGUGCAGGCUUGAAAAAUAAUAUUGUAAGGGUCAAUAAAAAUCUGUGGUUAGAAAAAACACAAAUCAACCUGAUCGAUAAUGUUUUCCUCACCCAUCAAUUACUGGAAAAUCCAAAAGUAACCAAAGAUUUUAUUCAAUUCGACUUUUCUGCUUAUUUAACUUUUGGACGAUCAAAGUGUUAUCUGCCAUCAAAAGGAAUCGACAGUAAUAAUAAAAAUCAACAAACUGUAUCAAAUCAUAUGGCCAUUUUAUGGCUUGGCGAACCUAUGAUAAAUUGUUAUCUAAAAACAUGGUAUGAAUUAACAAAUCAUCAUUUGAAUAUCGAAAACAAUAAACGAUUCCUCGACUUAUACAACUCAAUUUGUGAGAAGAAAAAGGAAUGUAUCGAUAAUGAUACGGACGAAAAUCAAUUAGUUGACGUGGACAUUUAUUUGCUAGAAGCACCGAUUUUAUAUGCCGAAUAUAGAAUUUAUGUAGAAACAAGCAUUAAAGUUGUUUUUUAUCAAUCACCGAAAAAUUCGAGCAACAUUAAAUUGAGAGAAUUAGAUCUGAGAUCAAGAAAUUUAUUAAAUGUGACGAUAUCACAGGGAAGAAUUAAUGUACGCACAGAAAAAGUGGAACUGAAAACCACUCACGAACAUGAUACAGAAUAUAGCCAUUUAUUGGAAACAGAAGAGUUGGACGAUUUGAUAGAGCAGACAUUGAAGAAAUUACAAAUUUGGGAGAUUACUAUAAAUAUACCACUUUUGGCAGCACCUCAUUUCACAUUGUCAAAUAAUGCUACUUUUACUGGAAUAGAUAAUUUCAUUCGAGCUGAUGUGGACUUCACUUCAUCCGAUCAGUGA